AUGAAGGCAAAAAAUUACGAACGCGUGGAGAAAUUAUUUCAGCGAUGUCUCAUCAAAAUUCUGAACAUUGAUCUUUGGAAACUUUACCUUCAGUACAUCAAAGAAACGAAGUGUAAACAUCCCAAUUUCAAGGAGAAAAUGGCACAAGCUUAUGACUUCACACUGGACAAGAUGGGUCUAGAUCUCAAUUCCUAUUCCAUUUGGGCUGACUAUAUAACUUUCCUCCGGUCGACUCAAGUCCAGGGUUCCUACGCGGAGAGCCAGAAAAUCACAGCCACUCGAAGAGUCUACCAGCGCGCCAUUGUUACGCCUAUGUUAGGCAUCGAGACCAUCUGGAGGGACUACUGCAUGUACGAGAACUCCAUCAAUCCGCACAUUGCUAAAAAGUUCACGGAGGAACGCAACCGAGACCACGUAAACGCACGCCGUGUCACAAAGGAAUACGAAAGUAUUACCAAGGGUCUGGCGCGCAAUAUGCCCUCCGUACCGCCACAGGUCACACCCUACGAAGUGAAGCAGGUCGAACUGUGGAAGAAGUACAUUCAGUGGGAGAAAAACAAUCCGCUGAAGACUGAGGACCCCAUUACCAUCACCAAACGAGGUAGCUGUCUUUAG
This is a messenger RNA of Dibothriocephalus latus, 615 nucleotides long. The record is from the annotation of a GenBank genome assembly. Lineage: Eukaryota; Metazoa; Platyhelminthes; Cestoda; Diphyllobothriidea; Diphyllobothriidae.